Molecule: messenger RNA, 2950 nt
Organism: Chironomus riparius
Lineage: Eukaryota; Metazoa; Arthropoda; Insecta; Diptera; Chironomidae
Source: the annotation of a GenBank genome assembly
GCCGAGAGGUCAUAAAAAUCAUAUGAGAAAUAGAGAACAUUACAUUUUCAUGGUCAAAGACGAAAUAAGCACAGGAGAAGCGCGAACAGUUCUAAAUAGCGUUUUGUAGGUGUUGCUUCUGAUUCAACAAUUAUUCUCGUACAGUGCAAAAAAAUAAGAGAUUUAAUUACGUAAUUUGAAUAUCAAAAAAAUAAAGGAAGAAUCUUGUGACUAUAAAUCUAGCUGGUGUAUUUAAAAAUAAUAAUCGUGACUAUAUACAUUCGUUGUGCUCUAUAUACUGACUUGAAAAAAAUAUAUAUAAAUUAGUGCAGGUGAUAAGGAAAGCAGUCUAGCCAACAAUGGAAGAACAAACAUCACAAAGUGAACUCGAAAUGAUAUCAGACAACGACAAGUUCAAUGAACGAUUUUUUCGCCUGCGACAAGUCAAUAAAUACACAGACUGUUCCUUUAAAAUAGAGAAUCGUGUAAUAAAUUCGCACAGGUUAAUUUUGGCAGCAUCAUCGCCGGUGUUUGAAGCAAUGUUUUAUGGAAAAUUCCCUCAAGACUUAACCAACUCGAUAUUAAUCACUGACAUAAGCUACAGCACAUUUGAAUUAUUUAUGGACUUUUUAUACACUGGAGAAUUAAAAUUGAAAGAAAAUGACGAAAUUGACUGUUUAGUAUCCAUAAGCUAUUGUGCCCAAAAAUACCUCAUCGAGGAAUUAAGAAAGUUGUGCGUCAAGAAACUCGGAGAACUCCUUAAUCGCCAAAAUAUUUUUAAUUUUCUCGCCAAAUCAUUUGAAUAUCAUUUAGAGGACAUUCUCGUUUCCUGCCUUUAUUUCAUCGUCGACUUCAUCGAAGCCGGAGCGUGUUUUUUUAAUGCGAUUCUAAAUGCAAAUGAGGAUGUUCAUUUGUCACCGCAAUGUUUUGAAUUCCUUACGAAAAAUCUCCUUGAUUAUUUUGGCGAUCGCGAUGAUAUUUUGUGCCUUAUCAAAGCAUGGACGAUUAAGGCAUGUCAUGUUGAUAAUAUAACGGCAUGUGCUGAAUCAUUGGCUGUGAAUACAAAGCUUUUAAAUCUCGACAAUUCCUUGUGUAUGAAAAUUAUUGGACUUAAGGCUGGAUUCAUUGACAUCACGCAAACUGAACGGACCUCAAAAAGCUUUCAUCGUGUUUAUUAUAAGCCGGUUCGGCCACUCAUCAUCGAUAGGGAUCAACUUAAUUUUGAUGUUAAUAUCUCGUUUAAGAGAUUCGUAGCUAUAAAGUCUCUAACUGUAAAUUCUCGUUUAAUGCCUGAACAUUUUGAUAUGUGUGAUAUAAAUAAUCAGAAAUACACAGAGAAUUUGGAUGUUGAGAUAUUUGAUAAAUGUAGCAAUAAGUCGAUCUACAAGCAGCAUCACAUUAUCGAAAAUGUUGGAUUUAAUGAGUCGUUUAGACUUAAAUUCAAUGAUCGAAUGAUUUUACUUCCAUUUCACGCAUAUGUUAUAAAACUCACAUGGAACGGCGAUACAGCAAUAAGCUAUGAAUAUCCAAGGGCAAUAUUCUCAUUAAUGGAGAAAGGUGGAAGUGAUGGAAAAGUUGGAGCAGGUGAAAAUCAACAAAGUAUCGUUCAAUUCCAUGAGUACAAUUAUUGUUACAAUCUUCCAUUCGGAUCCAUCGUUCAGGGCAUAUUUUAUGACAUUAUUUCGUAAAACAGAUGCAAGUCUCGUGCUGCACAAAAAAGCGUAUGUAGAUAAGGGGUUAUUUGCAUAUUACCGUCAGACAACAAUCAUGUCAAGACUCUACUUCUGUUUGAUGAUUUUCCGCUUAAAAGACAACUUGUUGAUGUCUCGACUCCUUUAUUGUGCCACUCGGGUUUGUUCUAAAAGCGACAAUAUUAAAAUUAAGAAUAUAGACAUAAGACAUUCUUUUAUCUCUUGGCUUUUUUUGCAUUGAUACAUACAAAAACUAUUUAUUUUCUCCGAUAAGUUCUUCUCAUAUUUUGUGUCUGUCAAUUAUGGUUAAUUAACAUCUUCAAAAAAAACAUCGUCUUUUUUACGAUUUUUUAAAAAAAAAAGUACAAGAUGAGGAAGUCGAUUGAAUACGAUAGACUGAUGAAUAUUGAAAAACGAAUUAUUUAAGCAUGUCAAAUAUUUAUUUCAUACAUUAGAAUAACUAUUUGCUUAGAUUCUUGUUGUCUGGGGUGUUCUUGAAUCAGGAAAUCUUAAUGGUAAACUUGAUAUUCAUACCCAUAAAUUCUGAAUCAUGCAUUAAAAUUGUAAAUUGGAAAUUUGAGGUAACUUUGAGAUAACUGUGAAAUUUGUUAUCCUUGAAAAUUGAGUUUGAGAUUGAUUUUAGUACUCAGGACGUUUGAAGUUGGAAAUGAACCAUCAAAUCAUCAUUUGUGCUUACAUAUCCUUGAUAUGAAUAAGCAUCCAAAUUAGCUACCUUGGUUGAAUUUGUAUGGUUUUAUUCGACAAAAAUAAGGAAUUGUAUGGGUUUAGAUUAUUUGAAAUUAAAACGAACGUUAUGAAGUAAUUUGUAUGGUUUUAGUUUUUAUAUUUUAAUAAACCGCUAGUAAAACAUUUGUAUGGUUUUCAUUCUUAAAGAGAAUUUGAAUGGUUUUAAAUUCAGGUAUUUAAAAGCAAUUGAAUUGAAUGAUUUUCUUGGACUUAUACAGUCAAUAUUGUCUAUACGUCAAUUCCCCAAAUAAAGCAAAAUAUCUCAAAAAAUUUAUAAAAUUCCAUUCGUAUUCAGUUGACCGCUUUCAAUCAAUCCUCAAGCUCCCCGAAAGAAAUUAACGAAAAUAAAAAAGAAUAAAAUCACAGACAGAAAGGAAUUAAAACAAAAAAAUUCGAAUAGAACACAAUUCUUCAUUUUUACAAUAACAACAAAAAAUAAGAGUUUCUGAGAAGAGGAAUUAGAAUUAAGAACCGGUUUUAGUCUAAUCUUUCCGUCCAUGAUUAUUAUAACUUUUAAACAAUUUUGAAAUUUA